Messenger RNA from Oldenlandia corymbosa var. corymbosa, 1362 nucleotides. NCBI's taxonomy places the organism in Eukaryota, Viridiplantae, Streptophyta, Magnoliopsida, Gentianales, Rubiaceae. The record is from the annotation of a GenBank genome assembly.
AUGGAGAACCUCCAAGUCCAUAUUCUGAGCAGUAAGCUCAUCAAACCCUCAAAUUCAACUCCACAUCAUCUUCAAAACUUCAAGCUUUCACUGUUUGAUCAGCUGGCUCCUCCAAUGUAUUCCCACAUUCUCUUUUAUUACUUGCCUGUUGAAGAUUCUUGCAACAGAGGCAAGAACAAUGUCCAAAUAUCUUUACUACUUGAGAAAUCAUUGUCCCAAGUCCUAACCAAGUUUUACCCACUAGCAGGCCGGUUUGUUAAAGAUGAUCUCUUGAUUCAUUGUGCUGACCAAGGAGUUGAGUACUUUGAAGCAAAUGUGAAUGCUCAACUUCUAGGCUUCAUUCAAAAACAGCCUGCAGAUACAGAUGUUUUGAGUAGAUUUUUGCCAUGGGAUUUCCCCCCUGCGGCUAACUCUGCUACAAGCCCACUGUUAGCCAUUCAGAUUAACAAGUUUGAAUGUGGUGGAUUUGUGUUAGGCCUUCGCGUCUCGCACGUUAUUGCAGAUGCUUUUUCGAUGAUCACAUUCAUCAAGGAAUGGGCUAGCCUUUGCAGUUCUGACCUUAAGGACAUGAAUCAAGUGAUUAGCACUCAGCUUUCGAGUUACAAUGACUUUGUUUCAGUUUUUCCAACAAGGAUUCUGUCUGGCCCCAAGUUUCCACCGCCCGGCGCCGCGAAUUCUGCUGAUCAGGUCAUUACGAAAUCAUUCUUAUUUAAUGAAGCAAUAGUAACAAAGAUGGCAGAGACGGCUGAUUUUCAUCCAACCAGAGUUGUGGUGGUAUUAGCAUCGAUUUGGAAGGCUCUCAUUGGCGUCUCCCUUGCGAAGCACGGGCGAUCCAGAGAUUCAGAUAUCGCCCUUUCAAUGAACUUGAGGGGUAAAACAGCUCUCGCCAUGCCAGAGAUUUCCUGCGGGAACUUCUGGAUUUCAGUCCUAGUUCCACUAGAGGCGAAAAGGGCCGAAAAGAUGGAGUUGAAGGAGUUAAUGAUCUUGAUCCAGGAUACUAUAAAGUCAACGGCUGAACAACUUGCAUUAGCUACUGCAGAUGACAUUUCGACAAUGCUGAUCAAUUCCCGCAGGGAAAUAUUCGAGAAACGUCAUCUUUCUGGUAAUGAAGUGGAUGUUUACAUUUGUACUAGUUGGUGUAGGCUUCCAGUAUAUGAUGUCGAUUUUGGUAUGGGAAAACCAUGUUGGGUAAGUCAUGCAAGCAAACCAUUUGAGGGAGUUGCUCUGCUUGAUGGCAAAACUGGAACAGGUAUUGAAGCAUGGAUAAGCUUGAAGCAGAAAGAAAUGAUUGAGUUCAAUAGACAACUGGAAAGUAUGGAGCCAAUGUUGGCUGAUAAAUCUGACAAAAAUGUCAAUCACUAG